GCCGGGAGACACAGAUCGGCCACGAGACCGGUGUCACGAUCAGUCGAACGUAGCUUCCGGCCGGUGGAACAGGUGCUCUGCUCUUCUUUUUGCGUCACGCUCGCCGAAGGGAACCGGAUCACUGGGUCAAGGCUGUGGACAUGAAGACCAAGAACAGGACGCUGUUCAGUAGGAUGUGCAAGUGCUAUGGCAAGCAGUCGGAAUCGCACGCGCAGGCACAGCAGACAGAGCAAGAGGCCGCCACUCUGCCGGAAGUGCUCGACGAGAUAAGAGACAUCUGCAAGGACCUCGUCCUUUCAGAUGACCAGCUUCGAAUGGUUAUGCAGAAGCUCGACGAGGAGAUCAACAAAGGACUGUCCAAGGAGACGCACAAUCAGGCGAGCGUGAAAUGCUUCACGACCUACGUUCAAGAUCUUCCCGAUGGCACUGAGAAGGGUAACUUUCUGGCCCUGGAUCUGGGCGGGACGAAUUUCAGGGUGCUGUUGAUCACCCUGGAGGGCCAGAACUUCGUCAUGAAGAGCAAGAUCUACGCCAUACCGCAAAGCCUGAUGUUAGGGACCGGUACAGAGCUGUUCGAUCACAUAGCACAGUGUUUGGCGUUGUUUGUCAAGGACCUGAAUCUUCAAGAACACGUGCUACCACUCGGUUUCACGUUCAGCUUUCCGCUGACUCAAGAGGGGCUGACCAAAGGCUACCUGGUCAGGUGGACCAAGGGUUUCAGUUGCAGCGGCGUGGUGAACGAGGACGUGGUUGCUUUACUCGAGAGGGCGAUUGAAAGGAGAAACGAUGUGAAAAUCGACGUGUGCGCCAUCCUAAACGAUACCACUGGUACUCUGAUGUCGUGUGCUUGGAAAAACAGGAAUUGCCGUAUCGGAUUGAUCGUCGGGACCGGUACCAACGCCUGUUACGUGGAAAAGACGAAUAACGUGGAAUGCGCAAUCCCAGGAAACUUCGAGCCACAAAAGCCUCAUAUGCUAAUUAACACCGAAUGGGGUGCGUUUGGCGAGGGUGGUACGAUCGACUUCAUUCUCACAGAGUUCGAUCGCGAUGUAGAUCAAACUUCGAUCAACCCGUCGAAACAGCUGUUCGAGAAGAUGAUCUCGGGUAUGUACAUAGGAGAGCUGACAAGGUUGGUCCUCCAGAAGGUGGUGAACGCUGGCCUGCUGUUCGGUGGAAGGUGUCCCAGUAUACUCAAGACACGCUACAAAUUCCUCACGAAAUACGUCUCAGAAAUUGAGAACGAUGCUAAAGGAAAAUACACGAAUUGCCGUGAAGUGCUGGCGGAAAUAGGGUUACGAAACGUGAGUGAUCAGGAUUGCGAGAACGUCAGGUACGUUUGCUCGGUCGUAUCGAAGAGAGCAGCCCACUUGGCUAGCGCUGGAAUCGCUACGUUGCUGAAUCGGAUAGGCGAAGACAACGUCACAAUAGGAAUUGACGGUUCGGUCUACAGAUACCAUCCCUACUUUCACGAUCUCAUGGCCGAGAAGAUUAGCCAAUUACAGAGCCGUAAGUUCGACUUGAUGCUCUCAAAAGAUGGCAGCGGUCGUGGAGCAGCGCUAGUCGCUGCAGUGGCUGCUGGACACCGGUGAAGACAACGGCUGUGCCGCGUCUCUUCAGCUUACUGUUAGCUUAACCCUUUGCGUUCGACGUACAGAGAUAUUAUAUUUUAAUAUUUCAUCUAUAUCUACACCUCGAAAAAUAAAUUUUUAAUACUAAGUUCUGUAUUUUUCUUCGUAUAUUAUUUUACAAAACACUCGAGUAUCGCAAUAGUAUGUUGUUUCGUGUCCUCCACCAGGUUUGUCUGGGUGAUAGCAAGUAUUACAAUCCAUUUUUGUUAAAAUCACACGAAGCUUUCCGUUUAAUUUAAUAUUUAUCAAGACUGCUCGUCGAGCAUUCGAUACUUAAACGUACUUAAAACUCAGCGGAUGGUCCUACGAGGUUUCCAUCUUAAAUUACCAAAGAUUCGUGUGAUACCACCUGAUACAAUGUUUAACACUAUCUCCAUAACCGGUUUGUGAUUUUUCAAAACUGAUGUCACUCCUAGAUAAUAGAUGAAACGUUUUACCUCUGUGUUACACAUCCUGGGACAGCAUAAGCAGCUGAUUCCUAGGCCGAUAUCGUUGUUAACACCUGGAGGAUGUACGAAAUGAACAUAAGCAAGAAUUGUCAUCUUCAUUCGCCAUUGAAAUUGUCGCAUGAAAGACAAUGACGACCGCGAGUCGUCCUCUCGAGCGCAAAGGGUUAAAAUAAGUUCUAGGCAGUAACGAUACAAAUGUGACACACCAUUAACAUACACGUACACAUAGAAAUGCAUGAAGUCACGCGUGUGUGCCGAGGAGAAAGUGGAAGUAAACUAGCUAUUAAAAUUGAAUCAAAGAUGCGAGAGAAAUGUAGAAGCGAAUGGAAGAACGAGUGAGUCUCUGUCUGCCAGGUUCAAAUUUCAAUGUAUGACCGAGGUGUGAAUGUGUAUCUGCGGACGUAGGUAAACUUUAAUGUAAACUGGAGGAUGAGUGUGAGAGCGAGAGCGAGAGCGAGAACGAGAGAGAGAGAGAGAGAGAGAAAGAGAGCUGCAUACGCACUUGUAUGUACAUAGAGCAUAAAAGGUAGCCUAGCCACGCGAAGACUUGGAAGCGAGGGUCUUUGAGAUAGCGAAAAAUUCAUAAAGCCGUGAAACGUUCUCGCGUGAAACGAAGCUGCACACGAGUGAACGAAUAAAUAAAUUAGUAAAAUGCAACAGAGGUCUCAUUACUGCCAUAAGUGCAGCUCGACACGUACGCACAGGUGCGCCUGGCUGGAUGCUAGGGAGGAAUAGUAUUUUACAAAGCGUGACUACUAAUUUAUGGCAGUUCUCGUGUGCACCUAAUGCAGAGUAUGUUCUAUACCGCGAAACAUCGAUAGACUCGAUAUAUCGAUAGAAUCGAUCACGGUGUUCCUCGAACGGGCAGAAGAUGCAACCGGUCCGGUGAUCAGGCGAGCCAGGUCUCUUCUGUUUCGCACACUGCUACAGAAUCUUCAGGGAUGAGAAUGAAAGUUAGUUCGCACUGAGCGAUUUAUAAGUUAUUUGUAUCGUCGUUUUGUCCUACAUUAAUCUUAUUGUAACGUUUAGAGAGCGUGAUUGGACGACGGUCGCGCAGACUGAGCAAAGGGAUCCGUGUGAGCGAGAGCCAGCGAAGCAGAUUAUAUAUAUAUAUCCAGGCGAAACGUUAAAAAGACGAAGAGAUAACGCGAGCAGACAUUAGCGGAAGUGUGUUUUGCGACAGUCUAUUAGAAAAAGAAGUAGUAGCGUUUUAUGGGAUUAGGCGGUUUGAAUAUUUAGAUUUAUAGGUCGCGCUCAACGGGUUCGUGUUCUUUGGACGUUCCUCUUUAUUGUCCCGACGAUAACGCCGAUCCUCCGGCAUAGUCUCGAGAACGGUCCCUCGAAGACGCACGCAUCGACGUCGCGACUGGAAUUGUCUUGAAACGCGCAAGGGGCAAAAAGGGAGAAAGAGAAUUUAGAAAAAGAAGGAGAGAAAAGGAAAUGGAUGCACAUGUGCAAGAACGCACGCUCACGAGUUCCAGUCGUGACUCUCAAUACCGUGUUCCCCGCCACUCUCUCGUGUCGAGAGGCGAAUAUUUCUUUGGAGUUCAAAGAACGAUGGAGCUGUAUAGUAUACCAGGUGUUUCGAGAGGAAAUUGCUAGCCUGUUGUCGCGAAGUUGUAAUAAAAAUAAGACACUUAAGAUUCUA
Molecule: messenger RNA, 3725 nt
Organism: Eufriesea mexicana
Lineage: Eukaryota; Metazoa; Arthropoda; Insecta; Hymenoptera; Apidae
Gene: Hex-A
Product: Hexokinase A
Exons: 7
Coding region: 141-1589 (482 amino acids)
Biological process (GO): glycolytic process; intracellular glucose homeostasis; carbohydrate phosphorylation
Cellular component (GO): cytosol; mitochondrion
Molecular function (GO): D-glucose binding; ATP binding; fructokinase activity
Source: RefSeq, a predicted model, not a curated record